UAAUACUUUAUGGUGUAUAAUGUAUAUAUUGAAUGGCAUACUGAAUUCUUAAUUUUUAAUAUUUUUAUCAUUGGUAGUUGGUAGUGUUGAUGUACGGUGUGUUGUCUGUGUUGGCGAGUGGGUUGUAAAUUGAAUAUUGUAAAUUGUAAUUACUAAUAUUUCGAUCGUGGUCGUAUGUGUUGAAUUAAGAAUAAUCUUUAUUCCCUAUAAUUUUUAACUUUAACUUUUAUAAUAAACCAUUAUUUCCGUUGAAAAUAUUAUCUUUUAAAAUGGAGAACGUCUUAGAAAAACAAUUAUUGAAAGUUGCAGAAACAAUUGAGCAAAAGCUUGAUCAAGAAAUACAGAAACUUGAUGAGUUAGAUUUAGAUAGUAUUGAAAAUAUAAGAGAACACCGCUUGCAACAAAUGAAAAAAAUGAUCAAACAGAAAGAAGAGUGGUUGGCUAAAGGACAUGGAGAAUAUGAAGAAUUAAGUGACGAGAAAAGUUUCUUUGAAAAAUCAAAACUAAGUCCAAACAUGGUGUUACACUUUUAUAAAGAUGGAUCGACUCGAUGCAAAAUAGUUGAUCAUCAUUUAAAAAUAUUAUGUGCACAACAUCUGGAAACACGUUUUGUUAAACUAAAUGUUACACGUUUUCCUUUUCUGACAGAACGCAUGAAAAUUCGAGUCAUACCAACUAUUGUGUCAAUAGUUGAUAGUAUAUCCAAAGACUUUAUUGUUGGUUUUACCGAGUUGGGAAAUUGUGAUGAUUUUUCAACUGAGAUGUUGGAAUGGCGUUUAGCACGUUCACAAGUUAUUGAUUACAAGGGUGACUUACUUAAUCCACCAGAUGUAGUCAAGAAUAACCGAACAAUGUUAUUAGAGAAAAAUAAAACAAUAAGAAGUUAUACUGGAGAUGACUCAGAUGGUCUAGAUUCAGAUUAA
Molecule: messenger RNA, 923 nt
Organism: Melanaphis sacchari
Lineage: Eukaryota; Metazoa; Arthropoda; Insecta; Hemiptera; Aphididae
Product: thioredoxin domain-containing protein 9
Exons: 3
Coding region: 270-923 (217 amino acids)
Biological process (GO): microtubule cytoskeleton organization
Cellular component (GO): cytoplasm
Source: RefSeq, a predicted model, not a curated record